Messenger RNA from Salvia miltiorrhiza (redroot sage), 910 nucleotides. RefSeq names its product galacturonokinase. Gene Ontology annotation, biological process: galactose metabolic process. Gene Ontology annotation, cellular component: cytosol. The record is from RefSeq and is a predicted model, not a curated record. Lineage: Eukaryota; Viridiplantae; Streptophyta; Magnoliopsida; Lamiales; Lamiaceae. Gene Ontology annotation, molecular function: galactokinase activity. The transcript is spliced from 6 exons. The coding region runs from base 347 to 880 and encodes 177 amino acids.
AAUACUGCAAAUGCACACAAUAGAUGAGACGCUGUGUCUGUGUUAAAAUAACUGCUCCUUAAUAAUUGGUAUUUAUCGCUCUUAACGAUCGUCACCAUCGUUUUCACUCUAAUCGGCAGAAUGUGAACAAAUGUUUUCGAGAUCCGAGUGAAAAACAACAGCAUUCAACCACAACAACAUUAUAAUAAUUACUUCAUUUACCAACUGAUUUGAUAUUUCUUUAACGCUACUCGACCACCACCUCCAUCUCUCUCUCUCUCUCUCUCUCACACACACCAGCUCACAAGUGUAUUUAGAGAUAAGAGAGCAGCCAUUAGAUUGAAAAUUUUGAUUGCAUUUUGUGAGGAUGGGCGCAACGUGUUGGCCUCGUGAGCCCGAGUUGAAUGCAAUCAGAACAAAGGUUGCUGCAAUGUCUGGAAGUGAUGCCAACGAGGUCAGGAUUGUCGUAUCCCCAUAUAGGAUUUGUCCACUGGGAGCUCAUAUUGACCAUCAGGGUGGGACUGUUUCAGCGAUGACAAUCGACAAGGGUAUAAUUCUUGGAUUUGUUCCGUCCAGUGAUUGUCAGGUUCGUCUACAAUCUGGACAGUUCAAAGGUGAAGUUAAGUUCAGGGUAGAUGAAGAGCAACUGCCUGUAAAUGCUUCCGAAUUAAAAAAUUCAGGCCGUGUGAAGGAUUCUAUUGCACAGGAGGAGUGUACCUGGGGAAAUUAUGCCAGAGGAGCAAUAUAUGCAUUACAGAAAAAAGGGAACCAUCUAAAGCAGGGCAUUGUCGGAUUCAUCCGUGGUGAGGAGGGGCUAGACAGUUCAGGGCUUAGCUCUUCAGCAGCUGUAGGUGUACAUCUCUUCUUCUCCCAUGCAAAUUUAUGUUAUCUGCUGAGCUGAUUGGUUUCUAGCUAGCAAAAUAAAUCACUC